This is a messenger RNA of Oryctolagus cuniculus (rabbit), 616 nucleotides long. The record is from RefSeq and is a predicted model, not a curated record. NCBI's taxonomy places the organism in Eukaryota, Metazoa, Chordata, Mammalia, Lagomorpha, Leporidae.
AAAAAAAGCUCUUACUUCCCGCUUCUGCUAUCGCUUGCGCCGUCACGCUGCCAUGCCCUGCUCUGAAGAGGCACCGGCCAUCUCUCCCAGCAAGCGGGCCCGGGCUGCGGAGGAGGGUACCAUGCGGCUGCGCUUUUCCCGCCUUUCGGAGCACGCCACGGCCCCGACCCGGGGGUCUGCGCGGGCCGCGGGCUACGACCUGUACAGUGCUUAUGAUUAUACCGUACCACCUAUGGAGAAAGCCAUUGUGAAAACGGACAUUCAGAUAGCUCUUCCUUCUGGAUGCUAUGGAAGAAUAGCUCCACGUUCUGGCUUGGCUGCAAAAUACUUCAUAGAUGUGGGAGCUGGUGUUAUAGAUGAAGAUUAUAGAGGAAAUGUUGGUGUUGUAUUGUUUAAUUUUGGCAAAGAAAAGUUUGAAGUCAAAAAGGGUGACAGAAUUGCACAGCUCAUUUGUGAACGGAUUUUUUAUCCAGAAAUAGAAGAAGUUCAAGUUUUGGAUGACACUGAAAGAGGUGCAGGAGGUUUUGGUUCUACUGGGAAGAAUUGAAAUUUAUACCAAGAAUGGAAAAUGAAAAACAUACUUUUUUCUUAAAAAAUAAAAUUUCUGUUUAACAUG